AUGUCGUCCACAUCUACAGCGCCGACGCAUACAUCGACUCCUACUUGUCCUGGGGGAAAAUGUCACAUGCCGACCGAUACUGGCGGCACCGCCAUUCUAAUUGGGGUACUUGUUCCGCUCGCUAUCAUCGCGCUCGGUCUGGGAAUUGUUGUCUAUAAGGUAUGGAAACGUAAUAAGCGAGAAGCUCUAGAAGACUACGAUCCAAACUUCGUGGGGGACGCCGAAUUCGUUCCGGUUUUCGUCGGCGGGGGACAUUACCCGGCUUCUGUUCCAGCCGCAUAUCCUUCUAAUCACGAUUUCCAUGACUGGAAGGAGGAAGCAAGUAUGGAGCGGUAUACUAAUAAGCGGGAAUAA
Eremothecium sinecaudum is the source of this 354-nucleotide messenger RNA. Its product is annotated as HCL521Cp. The coding region runs from base 1 to 354 and encodes 117 amino acids. The transcript has a single exon. NCBI's taxonomy places the organism in Eukaryota, Fungi, Ascomycota, Saccharomycetes, Saccharomycetales, Saccharomycetaceae. The record is from RefSeq and is a predicted model, not a curated record.